Molecule: messenger RNA, 4009 nt
Organism: Mobula hypostoma (lesser devil ray)
Lineage: Eukaryota; Metazoa; Chordata; Chondrichthyes; Myliobatiformes; Myliobatidae
Exons: 6
Coding region: 4-960 (318 amino acids)
Biological process (GO): estrogen biosynthetic process
Cellular component (GO): cytosol; cytoplasm
Molecular function (GO): estradiol 17-beta-dehydrogenase [NAD(P)+] activity
Source: RefSeq, a predicted model, not a curated record
GGGAUGGCUCAAAGAACAGUCUUGGUCACAGGUUGUUCCUCUGGGAUUGGCUUGGCCAUCGCAAAUGAACUAGCCAGGGAUGAAAAAAAGCGAUUUCUGGUCUAUGCCACCAUGCGAAAUUUGGACAAACGGAGAGAUCUUGUGGAUAUUGCUGGAAGUGCACUGGGAAAAACGCUGGAGAUUAAACAGCUGGAUGUUUGCAGUGAAAAAUCUAUCCAAGACUGCGUCAACAGUAUCCCCAACAGGAAAAUCGAUAUACUCGUCAGCAAUGCUGGAAUGGGGAUGAUUGGACCCAUUGAGUGCCAGACCUUGGAUGAGAUGAAGACAGUUAUGGACACUAACUUCUUCGGACUUGUUAGACUCCUUAAAGAAAUUUUGCCCGACAUGAAAAGGAGGAAGAGGGGCCACAUCGUGGUGAUCAGUAGUGUCAUGGGCAUUCAAGGGAUAUUGUUCAAUGAUGUCUAUGCUGCCUCAAAAUUUGCAGUGGAAGGAUUUUGUGAAAGUUUGGCGAUCCAGGCCAUCAAAUUCAAACUGAACAUAACUCUGAUCGAACCUGGUCCUGUGGUCACUGAGUUUGAAAAGAAGGUUUAUGAAGAAGGAAUGAAAAUCGAUUUGUCUGCCGCAGACCAAGAAACGAGGGACAUGUUCACAAACAUUUACUUGCAAAACUAUAAGGAAAUAUUCUCAAGCCUGGGACAAAGUGCAGAUCAAGUGGCUGAGCAUACAAUGAAGAUCAUCCUGUCAGAGAACCCACCGUUCCGUCACCAAACAAACACCCUUUAUACCCCCAUGACAACUCUGAAGUAUGCAGAUCCUACUGGAGAUCUCCCCAUUGACACCUUCUACAAGAUGGUCUUCCAUCAUGACAAGGUCUUCCAUGCCAGCCUCAAUUUUAUUAAAUUGCUAAGGUGGAGAAGCAGGAAGAGUUUUAAUCUAGGUAAAGCAAGCAGUAAGAAGUAGCCAUAUUCGCCGCAGCAAUGGAAAAGCUAGUAGGCAUCUCUUGUUAAUGUUAGUUCUUAGCUGAAUCUGCUUUUUAAAUUUAUUGAGUUACAGUGUGGAAUAGUCACACCGCUCAGCAGUCACCCGAUCUAAUCUUAAUCAUGGGACAAUUUACAACAACCUACCAACCGGUACAUCUUUGGACUGUGGGAGGAAACCAGAGCACCCAGAAGAAACCUACGUGGUCACAGGGAGAACGUAGAGACUCCUUACAGGCAAUGGCGGGAAUCGAACUCAGAUUGCUGUACUCCACACUACCAUACCAGCUUUGUAAUACAGGCUUGAGGGAAUUGCCUCUACAGUAAAGUGUGAUGCAGCUUCUCCAGAAGUGUUCGAAUGACUAACCACAUUUAAAGAAGUGAGGGAAAUUCGGGGAAGUCCUUAGACUUCUCACCUGCAGUGUUCGUAGUCCCACCCCUCCAUGGGAAGGAGUCCUGAUCUUUGGGCUCAGGGUCGACGGCAGUGAGUGAAGAGCCUAAACAGACUGGAGCUCCAGUUUCCGAGUGGGUAAUUAGAUCGAAUCACAGUGUUGGGAAAAAGAACUAAUGAACCUAGACUCUGAAAUUGUCACUGUCCUUCAUAGAGCAUGGAACAGUACAACACAAGGACAGGCCCGUUGCCCCAUGAUGUCUGCUUUGAGCACAAUGCUGAAUUAAAUUCAUGCAUCUAUCUAAAAUCCUCUUAAACUCUGUUAUCUGCUUCCCCCAGCAGACCAUUCCAGCCAACUACCACACUUUGUGUAAAAAAAAAUUCUCUUGCUUAUCUUGGUCAUUGAGCCAUAAACACUACAGCACAGAAACAAGCCCUUCGGCCCAUCUAGUCUGCUCCAAACCAUUAAUCUGCCUCAUCCCAUCGACCUGCACCCGGACCAUAGCCCUCCAUACCCCUUCCAUCUAUGUAGCUAUCCAAAUUUCUUCUAAAUGUUGAAAUCAACCUGCACCUACCACUUAUGCUAUCAGCUUGUUCCACACUCUCACCACCCUAUGAGUGAAGAAGUCACCCCUCACGUUCUCCUUAAACAUUUCACCUUUCACCCUUAACCCAUGACCUCUAGUUCUUGUCUCACCUAACCUCAGUGGAAAAAGCCUGUUUGUGUUUACCCUAUCUAUAUCCCUCAUAAUUUUGAAUAUCUCUACCAAAUCUCCCCUCAAUCUUCUGUGUUCUAGGGAAUAAAGUCCAAACAUUUCAAAUUUUCCCUAUAACUCAGGUCCUUAAGUCCAGGCAACAUGCUUGCAAACCUCACAUUUGUCUGCAUUAAAUUUCAUCUGCCAUUUUUCAGCCUAUUUUUCCAGAUAGUUCAGAUCUCGCUGCAAGCUUUGGUGGUCUUCCUCACUGUCCAUUACACACACAAUCCUGCUGUCAUCUGCAAUUUUGCUGAUCUAGUUUAACACAUUAUCAUCCAGAUCUUUGUUAUAGGUGACUAGCAAUGAUGGACUCAGCACCGAUCCCUGCGGCACUCCACUAGUCACAGGCCUCCAGUUAGAGAGGCAACCAUCUACUACCACUCUCUGACUUCUCCCACAAAGCUAAUGUCUAAUCCAAUUUACUAACUCAUCUUGACUGCCGAGUGACUGAACCUUCUUGAUCAAUCUCCCAUGUGGGGCCUUGUCAAAAGCCUUGCUAAAGUUCAUGUAGAUAACAGCCUUUACCUUGCCUUCAUCAUCCUUCCUGGUCACUCCUUUGAAAAACUCCAUAGAAUUGACUUACCAUGCACAAAGCCAUGCUGACUAUCCUUAAUCAGUCCCCAUCUAUCCAAAUACUUAUAUACCAAGCCCAUUAGAAUGCCUUCCAGUAACUUACCCACUACAGAUGUCAGGCUCACCUUCCUAUAACUUCCUGGUUUAUUCUUACAGCCUUUCUUAAACAAUGGAACACUUUAGCUAUCCUCCAAUCCUCCGGCAUCUCACCCAUGGUGAAGGAUGUUUGAAAUAUCCCUGCUAGGGCCUCUUCAAUUUCUGCACUAGCCUUCACAGGGUUGGCGGGACCACCUUGUCUGGCUCUGGGGAUUUAUCCACUCUAAUUUGCCUCAAGACAGCAAACACCUCCUCCUCUGUAAUCUGCAUGACCAUGUUGAUGCAUUGGCUCACAUCUGUGUUCAUCUCCCGAGUACAUACAUGUAACUCUCGCUUUGGCUAGCAGCUUAAUAUAGGGGGUGAUAGCCCUUGGCCCGGCCAAACUUAAGAAAUAUCAUUUGGGUGGAUGCUGCACGAUGUGUCCCCUGUUAUAAAUCAGUACCCUGAAAUAACAAACAGUACACAAUAUGUGAUUAAACGAGUAAGCUUUAUAAUUCUUACUUUGACUAUACGGUUAGUAAAGAAAAUGAAAAAAAAAGAAGGGCCCAAUUUUAUGAAACAGUCUAUUGCACAAUGUUGGAGCUCACUGAUAAACCUAUUGUCCACCAUCGACCUCCUCCGACCAUCGCUGCCUUUGGACCCUCGCUCCAAGUCCACCCCGUCUGGCAGUCUACCAACUCUCUCCAUUCGCGUCUUCUCUCCUCAUCUCUCCCCAGCAAAAGACCGCGAAAAUCUCUCUUCCAGACUCACAAGAAAGAACAACAGCAUUCCUAACCCCAUUAUCUCCAACCAUAACCCAAAAAUUGCUGCUAUGGAGAAACCAUUACAUUAUCAAUGUGUAAGGGGUUUCUUCUUCUAUGUUACUGCUAGGGCUAGUAAAAUGGCUUCUUUGUUAUGUUAUAAUAAAAUGGCUUCUCUGUAAUGUUAACUGCUGAGUUAACGGUAGCAGCUUGUUUGGGUUAUAAUUACUGAUAACAAGAAUUGUAUUAAUUUGCUAACCAAUUGGGAUAAAUGUUACUCUUUCUUGUGUGUCUGUAAGCUAUUGUUUUCACGGGCUUUGGGGACAGAGAAAGGAGACGCGAUGCUGUAAGAUGGGUGAGGAACGGACUCCAAGCAGGAGUCCGAGGCCCAGGGUCUUCGGCGAGGAGAGGAGACGAGGACAGACUCAUGUGGAACGUUUGGUCAACCACCAAGGGUGGUACCAUUCGAGAGUCGGU